UCAGUUCUGUUCUGUUCCUUAGCUAGCAAUGUGGCUGAGUAAUCGCAAUGCGCAGAUUGCCAUUGGGCUAAUGGUCUAUGGCCUAGCCCUCAUUACCCAUACUCUUCCCUUUCCUUGGAAUGAGGGUCUGGAGACAAUGCGUGAUCUAGAAUUUGUGGCUACCUUAAGUCUACUCUUUGGAAUUUUGAAGGCCCAUCCAAAGCAUCGCGCUAAGCUUAUGCUUGGCUGGUUGGUAAUAACAGUGUUCUGCUUUCUCUCAAUGCUCAAUACUGGAGUCAUGAUCAUAUGUCCACGUGUAGACAGAGGACCUGUCUCAUUUAUCUGGAUUUUGAUAUCUUGGAGCCUUGCAGGUGUGGUGGCUCAUUUGUGGAUUAUUAUGUACAACGAAUAUGUAGAAUUGACCAUCGGAGCCGAACAGCCAGUCGAAGAAGUCCACCCAAAGGCUCAAGAGGCACUUAGGAAGCCAUCGCUUUAUCCCAAUACAGAGAAUCUGACGAUUUCGGUUCAUGGAAAGCCAGUCGAAGAAGUCGACGCAAAGACUCAAGAGGAUCUUAAGAAGCCGUCUCCUUAUCCCAAUACAGAGAAUCUCACGAUUUUGGUUCAUGGAAAGAGGAUGGAAAUAUAGUUUUCGAAUUUACAAUCACUCAUUAAACUAACUAGCUUCAAGCUAACCAUUUUAAGUCCGUGUACUAACAAUUUGACCCAGAAAGUAUGUGCAAUAUUGAAAUUUGUGACUAAAGAGUGACGCAUGCAACGAAAGCCCGACAAAGUUGCACACGAGACUGCAGACAGCUUGUUGCACCAAUUGAUUUCAGAAUGCUUCAAAAGAGUUGACGGUAAAGUAAAAAGCAGGGGAGAGAGGAGAACGAAAUGCGCAAUGAUUAAGCGAAAUUGUUAGUCAAAGUUGAGCUGCUAAUUAGAGAGGAAACUACUUGUGGCAAUGUGGCAUCAACAACGCAUUCGCCUUAUGUGAUCAUUUUAAUUAAAAAAAAGUAAGAUAAAUCGUUAGUUUCCAUAUGCUGCCUGUCACUUGACGCUGAAAAGUUGCCCCGAACUUGGUAUACUUUUGAACUGCUCCAAUUUGCAUUUGCCACUUGUUACUUGCAACUUGCCACUCGCCGCAUGCUGCUUACCGCUUGCCUUUUCCCAAUUGGCUUUGCCUGGUGCAGCGUUUAAUUAGCUGAAACUAGAAGCAAAGGCCCAAAGCCAAACCAUGGAAAUUAUGUACUUAAAUUAAAUGUUGUAUAAAUGUGACAAGAAAAUUGUACAAAUAACCAAAAGUCCGAGGCCAAAUCUAAUUUGUAGGCCAACAAUUUUUUUCUCAUUGGCACGGAAAACCCAACUUUUCUAAAAAAACUGAAAAAGAAACACUAAAAAACAAUUGUCAAUUAUUCCUGUGAUUUCAGAGAGAAAAAAUUUUGAAUUUUCGAGCCAGUGAAAUUAAUUCCAUUUAUUUUAUUUAUUAACAACUAAAUAUUGUACAACAUCCCCAAACUAUUUAAUUUAAUGCACUCAAUCUGUGCUCAUGAAAAAUUGAUUUUUAUUUAAAGAAUAUCCAAAUUUGAAAGCAAUUCUGUAGUCAAGAAUAAAAUGUGCGCGAAGUAAACAUAAACAAUGGAAGACCACUCAAAUCUCUCUCAAUUUGAAUUCUUUUGCAUAU
Drosophila albomicans is the source of this 1660-nucleotide messenger RNA. RefSeq lists its product as uncharacterized. Bases 29 to 625 code for a protein of 198 amino acids. The transcript is spliced from 3 exons. The record is from RefSeq and is a predicted model, not a curated record. Lineage: Eukaryota; Metazoa; Arthropoda; Insecta; Diptera; Drosophilidae.